Molecule: messenger RNA, 3066 nt
Organism: Nematolebias whitei (Rio pearlfish)
Lineage: Eukaryota; Metazoa; Chordata; Actinopteri; Cyprinodontiformes; Rivulidae
Gene: fnbp4
Product: formin binding protein 4
Exons: 17
Coding region: 96-2735 (879 amino acids)
Molecular function (GO): protein binding
Source: RefSeq, a predicted model, not a curated record
GGCGCGCCGACGCUUCUUUCGCGUGCAGUUAGCUUAGUUGAGCUCAACCAUCGACAUAGAAGCUAGGAGCACUCCCUCCAGCAGACACAAUAGUAAUGGGGAAGAAAAGUCGUCUUUCAGGAGGAGCCGUUGGCCGGAGAACAAUCCUACAGCUUUCUCCUCCCGGGAAUCGCGGUGGGAUUGCAGGAGAAAGGGAAGAAGCGAACUCGGGAUCCGAUGAAGAGCAGGAUGGUGAUGGACACAGAUUCGUGAGACGCGCCAAUAUGAAGACACCCGCAGUAAAAGCCACAGAGGGUUUGUCGUUGCUUGGGGCCUAUGAGGACAGUGAUGAAGAGGAUGGAGACCGUUCAGCUGCUCGUUCUCAACACAGCCAGCCUGCAGACAUUGACAGUACAUUGGCCAAUUUCAUGGCUGAAAUUGAUGCAAUCACAACUCAGCCAAGUACAGACGAUGCAGCUGCCCCUGUUUCGAAUGCAACCCCACCCAGACCUGAAGAUAAAACUCAGCAGCCAGCUCAGGAAGAUGGGCAGAAUCAGCAAAGCACAGAGUUUGAGUACAAUACACAGUACUCGUUAGCUGGAGUGGGUGUGGAGAUGGGAGACUGGCAGGAAGUAUGGGACGAUAAUUCUGGUUGUUAUUAUUACUGGAACACUCUGACCAACGAGGUGUCUUGGGAACUGCCAAAUUAUUUGGCUGAUCAGGUGCAAAGUCUGGGUCAUUAUGCAAACAGCACUAGUGUCAAUGGAAAUGGCUCGGUCCAUGCAGGUUAUUGCACAGAAGAAAAUCCUGCCCCUGCUGCCACCCCAACAGCUGCUAAAGAGACCAAAGUGAAGGAGGUAAUAGAAAGUGUUACAGGUCUUACAAGUGAAGAGGAGGAGCGUCAAGGAGUAGCUGCAUCCCUCCUUGGUCCACUGAUCCCAUCUGAAGUAAAAGAAGCAGAAGAAAAGUGGAGGAAACGAUUGCUUAAGGAUUUGGAUGAGACAGAGAACAGUUUGGAUUCUGAUGGAGAGGGGGUCAAACCUGCUGGAUCUCCUAUACCCUUUAUGGACUCUGACUUAGCCGCCACUGUCCAAAAAGAUGUUUGCACCAAGAAGCUAUCAAGAAACAACUCGGAUGCUGAGGAGGAGCCAGAAGAAGACACGGUGGACCUUGAGCUGGCUUUGGAGAGGAAGAAGGCUGAGCUUCGGGCACUCGAAGAAGGUGAUGGGAGCGCAGGGGGCUCCAGUCCAAUGUCUGAGGCUAGUCAAGAAGCUGCUGGAUCUCGUGGUCUGCUACAGAAAAAGAGAUGGAAGACUGUUUUCCCGUCUGUUGCCAGCCCCGACUCUAACAGCCGAGGCUCAGACCAACUGGACACUACAGAGACGGCACCUCCUAAAGUCUUAGAAGGUGUUGUGGAAGAAGAGGACAAAGAGGCAGAAACAUUAGAGGAUUUGUUAGCUCCAAAACUUCUUUUCAAAGAAGAGGAAGAGACCCCUGAGCUAAAGUUUCAGAUCGGAGAAUUGGCUAACACCUUAACUAGCAAGAUGGAGUUCCUGGGUAUAAACAAGAAGACAAUCUCAAAUUUUCACUUACUGCUGCUCCAAACUGAGACACGGAUUGCUGACUGGAGGGAAGGUGCUCUGAAUGGGGUCUAUCUUCGCCGCAAGCUGCAAGAAGCUGCAGAACACAUAAAAUAUUAUGAACUUAACGCCACCCCUAAAGGCUGGUCCUGCCACUGGGACAGAGAGCACAAGCGGUAUUUCUAUGUGAGGGAGCGGACUGGUGCCUCCCAGUGGGAGUUUCCAACGGAGGAGGACGAGGAGGAGGACUCUAAAGACAGUCCAUGCACGCAGACUCUGAGUCAAGAAGAUACCAAAACAUCUGGUGAUGUUACAGAACCUUCUACAUUAUCCUCUGCUGCACCACCAGCAACACCACCACCUCCUCCUCAACCCAGUUCAUCCUCCUUUUGGUCCCUAUCCCAACCACCACUUCCUGAUAGCCCUCCUCCACCUUCCAACAACCCCCCACCUCCACCUCUCCCCCCAGACUCACCCCCUCAACCUCCUCCACCUCCUGACAGCGAUGAAGAAAUUAUGGAGGUGGAGAUGGAGAUGGAUGAUGACGACGAGGAGGAGCCACCAGCUCCCGGAACAGAGGAGGACAGCGGGAGGUUGGGCUCUGCCGGCAUGAAGAUUUUUGAAUCAAAUUCUUUGGGGAAGGGUCAGAAACGUAAGGCCGGUCAGAUGAAUAAAACCAUUACGAUUGGAAGCAGUCCCAUUAUCUACACUCAGGCAGCUGUUUGUACAGCACCCAUGAUGUCAGCAGCUGCAUACUGGGGUAUGCCAGCUGUGACUGCCCCUGUAAUCCAAUGUGAACUUCCUCCCCCCCCACCUAUGGCAACUGUUCCACCUCAGCCCCCACUGCCACCAUCCCAACCUGUUUAUGAACCUCCUGUAGCCAAAGCGCCAACUGUAGACAAGACUAAGAAACUAAAAAAAGACAAGUCAAAGAAGAGUAAGACGAAAAUGCCAUCGCUAGUAAAGAAGUGGCAGAGCAUCCAGAAAGAGUUAGAUGAAGAAGAGAAGAGCAGCUCCAGUGAUGAGGACCGAGAGCAGCUCAACAAAAAGAGCAUCGAGGACUGGAAACAACAGCAACUCGUGACGGGAAAAGCUUCAAAGAAUGCCAAUUUUGAGGCACUACCUGAAGACUGGCGACAACGCCUUAAGAAACGAAAGAUGACGAAUAGCACGUAAUAUCAAUCCACUCCAGCGAUGUUUGUAAAGCUACACCGUGACGUCAUCUUUAACGAGCGUUUAAGUUUAAUACUAAGUGGACUUUUUUUUUUUUCUUCUUUCUUCACAAUAUAAGCAUUUCCAAGCUCCUACAUGGCAGGCCAUUCUCACAUAGAGGGGUUUUAAAUGUCCUGUACUUUUUUGUAUUUGCAAGUGUAAAUGUGCCAAAUGUGCCACGAUAAUACUUUUGUCACAUUUUUGUACAGACGCAGUUCAAAUGUUCAUCAGUUUGUUUGGCAGAAUUGUCUAUUUUAUAGUGUUUUUACAACCAUGUACAUAAAAUGGAAAAUUG